Messenger RNA from Menidia menidia (Atlantic silverside), 1228 nucleotides. Lineage: Eukaryota; Metazoa; Chordata; Actinopteri; Atheriniformes; Atherinopsidae. The record is from the annotation of a GenBank genome assembly.
UUAAGACUAGAUAAACAAUUAUUGGAAGCACCCUUAUACAGAAGACGAAUGGUUAGAAUAACUUAAAAACUAAAUGCAUGCAACCACAAUUAUGUGGACAAAUAAGCAGUAACAAGGAUGCAGAACAACGCUAAACAUCAGCAAGAUAAACUACUAGGAGUACAAUCAAAGGGUUGUCGAAUAUAAGGAACUGCGUGCUGUUUAUUCUUGUUAUUCUCUAACAUAUUCCCAUUUGAGCGUUUAGUAUACUGAAGAUACAACAAGACAUGAUCAAAUCGUUUGCAGACCAUCUUUUUGCUUAUCUACGUUAUCGUUGAGUCAGUACUGCUCUUGGUUUUAGGACAUUGCGUUUAAGAAUGUUAUAUUUGGUGCCCCCUAGCGGUUAUCAGGUGAACUUCCUUGUCCUAUUAACCCGGAAGUGUAAACAAUAUCUCUCCGCCUCACGUGUGGAAGCCCUGCUGUGGCUACCAUGGGGAAGUCCAAGCAAAUAGGAAACCAUAAGAGCGAUAAAAAGAAGAACAUCUCAAAGACAUGGAAGACAAAGCGUAGAACCAAAGACUUGGACCAGAUCCACUCAGACAUGAAGCCAGAGACAGCUGCCAAAUUGAUGCAUCAGGAGGUGGACUACGACGUAACAGGAUGUGCACAACACUACUGCAUACAUUGCGCGAGAUAUUUUGUGGACAUGAGAUCCUUGAAAGAGCACUUCAAAACUAAAGUGCAUAAGAAACGGUUGAAGCAGCUCAGGGAGGAGCCCUACACCCAAGCAGAGGCAGAGAGAGCAGCCGGUAUGGGCUCCUACAUCCCACCUAAAACCAUUGAGGUCAAAACGCAGCCUGUGGAGGAGGACAUGGACUGAAAUCCUUACACUGUAAUCCGUACAGCCAUCUACUCAACCGCAGAAGCGUUCACAAUGUAAAUCACGCUUUUGUUAUUAAUUAUUACAAUUCCAGAUGCAUUGUAGCAUGCUUCUUUGUGAAGAGUUACAUCUGUUCUUAAAACAGCUGUGAUUAAAUUUUUUUUAUCCUGGAUCAGGAAGGGGCUUUAGAUGAGUAAUGCCACACAUCACUCAUGUAAAUACACAGUAGCAGAUCCUUGUGAUAUGGUAUUUAGAUAAAAUGUGCAUAAUUGUAUCAGACAAAAACAAGAGAAAUAUGGUAUUAUAUAAAUAUGAGAUGUCUGCUUCCUAUUGGUCUUGUGUGUUUUCUAUGUUUGCUGUUGUUAACUG